AUGUCCGCAGUUGUUAACGUCCUUGGUAGUCACCACAUUUUCACUAUGCUGCUCGACAACAAAUUGGUACUUGCGCCGGUAGACAGGGACAUCCAGGUAAGAAACAAGCUGACGUCCGGAGUAACUGUACCAGAGACUAAUCAGUCGGCAGAGAGCCUUGAUGUCGGUACAGGAACGGGCAUCUGGGCGAUCGACUUUGCUGAAGAUUAUCCCUUCGCUGAAGUUAUUGGCACAGACCUGUCGCCCAUCCAGCCUAGUUUCGUGCCACCGAAUCUGCGAUUCGAGAUUGACGAUGCAACUGAAACCUGGGUUUACCCCGAGAACCAUUUCGAUCUGGUUCACGUGCGUUCUAUGUAUGGAGCAGUUGCGUUGCCGAUUGGCCUGGCCUUUACCAGAACGCUCUCAAGUGAUAUCGCCCGUCCUGGUGUCCUGGAAUACAAGGCUAACAAGACUUAG
Molecule: messenger RNA, 456 nt
Organism: Aspergillus mulundensis
Lineage: Eukaryota; Fungi; Ascomycota; Eurotiomycetes; Eurotiales; Aspergillaceae
Exons: 2
Coding region: 1-456 (151 amino acids)
Source: RefSeq, a predicted model, not a curated record